CGCUUUCAACCAAACCCACCAAGAAGAAGAAGAAGAAGAAGAAGAAGAAGAAGAAGAAGCUCGGCCUUCACCUGCCGUUUUCACCUGGAUGCGUCAAUCACGCUGGCCUGCAUGUCGUUCUCCGUGACACCACGUGACCGUCUGAUUGGCCCGUCAGUGGUUUGGGGGCGGGCGCUCCCAGGCGUUUGCUGAAAUCCCAUUGGAGGACAGCAUUCAAGGUUGAUGUGACGCAGCUUGGAAUUCCCAAAGUUUUCGAGUUCUCUGGAGGAGAAAUCUGUUCUCCUUUGGCAGAAAAGACCCAGGAAAAGGUUCUGCAGAGCUCUGGUCCACAGGAGCAGAACAUCCGAAAAGCCAACCAGCCUCCUGCUGUACCGAUUCUGGCCUGAAGGGGGCGAUGUCGGACAGCAGCAACAGCACCGGCAGCAGCGGCUCCUCAACCAACAGCUGGACCCUCCUCUCUCCCGAGGAGGCCGCCGCCAUUGAGAGUGUGGGGCCCGUGGACGACGGCACGGAGAGCCUGGGCGACGCCCCCAGUCUCUCUGAGGAAGUAGCAGGAGCGGCGGCUGAGUUCAAGCCGGCUGACAUCGCCGUGGAAACGGUGCUUUCUGAAGAAGGCCAUCAGGUGUGUCAAGAGACCUCCCCCGAGUCCAGCGAGGGUCCCAUCCCGUCUAGUCCCGCCCGCAUGAGCCCUCGCCCUAGCACCCCCCUUGACCCCCCCGACCUGGACUUGGAGAGUCAGCCUCCGGUCAUUCACGACAUCGUAACCACCUCCCCCAGUGACAACGAGCACCUGGGGGGCGUGUCUUUUGUCACCAACAUUGAUUUGAGCGCUCCCCUCGAUGUUCCAGAGGUUGAAGUUUCCUCAGUGGAAACUGAGCUGCUGUCCUUGGCUCCGCCCACAGCGGAAUGCUCCGCCCCUGCCGAGGUCGACACAUCUGCCGACUCCGGUUCGAUUCCCUCAAGUGACGUUGGGGAGACGCCUGACCGCACAGCUGAACCUGACCCCCCCACAGAGACUAUCACAGCCACCAGCUCUUUCAGUGUCGAGGCUGAAAGUGGCGUGAUUCCAGAACGAAAAGAGCCGCCGCCGCCACUGACCAGACAGUCGGAUGAUGAAGGUCCCGCACCGGAGACCAGGGGUUUGGCUGAAGAAGAGGAAGAGGAAGAGGAGGCUGCUGUGAAGCCAGAGAUGCAGACUCAGGAGGAGGAAGAGGAGGAGGAGGAGGAAGACCCGAGCGGCAGCUUCGACGACGGCCUGAGGAGGAGGAACGUGGCCUCCUUCGAUGCGGCCAGACCGCGGACUUCAGACGAGGACGACGACGAAGAGGAGGUGGAGUUGAAGUUGCCGGAGAGGGGGGAGGAAAAGCCCUGGUUCUCUGUGAACAAAUGCAUUGUGGGAGCUCUGGUCCUCCUCUUCUUAGGUUCCCUUUUCCUCUCAGGUGACUUUGACGCCUCUGAGCUGAGUGAUGGAGAACAAAGUCAGGACUGGCUCGGCCCCGAUCCUCAGGAUAUGAAAGCACUGAUGGACAAACUGCUGCAGGAAAACCAGGAAAUCCGUCAGCUGGAGAGUCAGCUGCAGACGAAGACGGAGGAGCUGGACUUGGAGGUGCGAGCGGCGGCGGCGAGCGGGGACGAGAGAGGAAAGGCGGAGUUAGAAACGGAGAACGCCAAGCUGAAGGAGGAGCUUGGGUCUCUGCCUGAGCUGAAGGAGGAGCUGGAGCAGCUGAGGGCCCGAGUGACGGAGCUUAGCCGGCUCUCAGUCCCCCCCCCUCCUCCUUCCUCCUCUCGGCCCGAUGAUGUCGCCGCGGGAGAGCCGGACGCCAUGGAGGACGCGGGUGCAGGAGCACCGCUCCAAGAAGAACUCCAGCGACAGAAAGGCCUGCUGAUGGACAGCAAGAAGAGACUGGAGGGGAUGAAAAAAGACGGGGGGCACAGGAAGCAGCUCCAGGACGGCCUGGAAGAGGUCCGCAGGAAACUGUCCCAACACGUGGAAAGUCUGGGAAAGAAGAAACCGCAGGAGACCAGGCGGAAAGAGGGCAAAGGCAAAAGGUCCGAGGGCCACAGGAAAGAGGAAAAGAAGGAGUGGAAGCACGGCAAAGAGGGAGGAUGGAAGGGCAAGGAGGAGGAGUGGAAGCCCCCCAAGGAAAACUCCCACAAAGAGGCCUGGAGGAAGCACCAGGACGAGUGGGAGAGGAAGAAGAGCGAGCGCCGCGUGGACAGAGAGGAGCGCAGGAAGGAAAAGCCGUGGCACAGCCGCUCUCACCCUCCUCAUCCUCAGCAGCAGCAGCCCCCCCGGCAGCAGCACCACAGCCACUUCUGGAAAGACCAGGAGCUGAAGCUCCACCGCAGCGUCCGCCCCCAGCUGGGCUGCAGCUCGCUGGAGGACUGCGCCGCCAAGGAGGGCCUCUACCCAGUGGAGCUGCCGGAGUUCGAGGAGCUGCUGGAGGGCUACCUGAGCAAGCUGGAGAGGUCGUCGGCCGAGAGCAAGAGCCGCAUCAGGAAGCUGACGGCCGAGUUCUUCGAGGACGGCGUCUUCAUCCACGACAGGGCGCUCUUCAGCAGCUUCGCCGAGGACGUGGCCGACGUGCUGGAGGACAUGGUGGACCUGUUCGAGGCCGGCAAGCAGACGCGCCACGACUCCCUGGAGGAGGAGAUGGAGGAGUUCGAGCGGGAGGCCAUGUGGAAGUUCGCCGCCACGGCCUAGAGCGCCGGCAGAGCGCUUCUCGUAGGACGCUCCUUCUCCUCUUCAUGGCUGCAGUUCUCGUAGCUUUUGGUACAGAAUGUUCCACCUUCAUCCGCCAUGCUGGACCCAGUGGGGCCACGCCCCCUCAGUGAAGUGUCAUGUUGUUUCUUCUAGUUCCAGUGCAUGUUCCAGUCAGCGACGUUCACGUGGCUUUAGGGAAAUGGUUCUAGUGUCUGCUAGUAAUCCACUCCUUCAUCCGGUAUUUCAGAAGCAUCUUCCUGCGUUUGAGCUGAAGCUAAAGGUUUCUGCAGAACCUCUCCGGUUCUGCUCAGAACGGCGGUUCCGUCAGUCUGUGAAGAACCGAUCCUCGUGUCUUCAGGAUGAUCCCGAGUCAGGAGACAGAAGGAAAGGCCGUUCCUCAGAUCACUGCAGCACUUUUCCUCACACCUUUCAGAAACGUCUCUGCUUUCGUUCCGGAUGUUCCUCCAGAACCUCGGAGGUGAAAGGUCACAUUCAGACUGGUCACAUUUUUUUUUCCUACCGGGACAGUGUUGCUUUCCGCUGCUCCUCCUCUUUAGCGCUUCUGGUUUGACGUGCAUGCAGCCGUUUAGGAUUUUAACGUGUUUUUUUCUGAAGCGCGGCGCCAAAACGGAGGUGCAGCAGCUUCUCUGCAGGUCUCGGUUCUCGACGGGACGGCUUGGUGAUGAGCAGAGGAGCCGCGUUGUGACGAAUGUUCACCCUUUUCAGUGGUUUUGCUGGUCGGAAAAUGCUGCCGUGCCUUUACCAUGAGGUCUGAUUUCAUUUGCUUUAGCUGCGAGAAAACGACGUCUACAGAGUUAGCCUGCAGUUUGCGGGACGGAGAAGAAUCCUUCAGUCCAUUCUUCUCUGCUGGACGUCCCGUGGAGAAGCUUUGGACUCCAGAGGCUUGAAGGAAAGGUUCAACGCAGAAGUUUGCAUCCUGUGGGGCAGCAGGACGAUGUGAUUGAUCCCUUUGAAGAAUUGUUUUCUUAUUCUCCAGAAUGUCCUGUUUUUAGGAGAUAAAUGUUCAAUAAAUUUUUCACCAUCAAGUC
Oryzias latipes (Japanese medaka) is the source of this 3753-nucleotide messenger RNA. It is a transcript of the gene pbxip1a, whose product is annotated as pre-B-cell leukemia homeobox interacting protein 1a. Gene Ontology annotation, cellular component: membrane. NCBI's taxonomy places the organism in Eukaryota, Metazoa, Chordata, Actinopteri, Beloniformes, Adrianichthyidae. The record is from RefSeq and is a predicted model, not a curated record.